Messenger RNA from Bipolaris maydis ATCC 48331, 189 nucleotides. The record is from RefSeq and is a predicted model, not a curated record. NCBI's taxonomy places the organism in Eukaryota, Fungi, Ascomycota, Dothideomycetes, Pleosporales, Pleosporaceae.
AUGAGCCAUGUUUUUUAUACACUCAACUACCUACAUAUUUCUUAUAUCCUUAUUACUUUUAGUCCUAUCCUCCUUGGCUUCCUAUAUUGGCGAGAGUUUUGGGAAGACGUUGGCCUCCCUUCCUACAGUGGCCUCCUGGAAGUCCUAUCUUGGCUGGAUGUCAAGUCACGUGAUCUUCGCACCCUAUGA